UCGGCGCCUUUCCCAGCUCUGCGCGCAAGUGGGGUGGGGGGAGACGCAAGAGCCGCUCCCUCCGCCAGCCCAGCCGCUCUGGAGGAGCCGCUGCCACCACAGCAAACCUCUCUCCACUCAUGUCCUGAGUUUGCUACACCUGCCUGCCCCUCUGCUCCAGGCCAUCUGGGGAUUGGGCAGCCCAGGUUUUUUGCCCAGGAAGAACCAUGCCCUUGGGAAAGGCUGAGCCCAGCUGGAAGAAACGAGCUGAAGAUAUCCGGGAGAUCUAUGACUUCCGGGAAGUGCUGGGCACGGGUGCCUUCUCAGAAGUGGUGCUGGCUGAAGAGAAGUCAACCCAGAAGCUGGUGGCCAUCAAGUGCAUUGCCAAGAAGGUGCUGGAAGGGAAGGAGAGCAGCAUUGAGAAUGAGAUCGCUGUGCUACACAAGAUCAAGCACCCCAACAUCGUGGCUCUGGAUGACAUCUAUGAGAGUGGGGGACAUCUCUACCUCAUCAUGCAGCUGGUCUCAGGCGGAGAACUUUUUGACCGGAUUGUGGAGAAGGGGUUUUAUACCGAGCGGGAUGCCAGCCAGCUCAUCCGACAGAUCCUCGACGCUGUCAAAUACCUGCAUGACAUGGGCAUCGUACACCGCGACCUCAAGCCCGAAAACCUGCUCUAUUACAGCCUGGAUGAAGACUCCAAGAUCAUGAUUAGUGACUUUGGGCUGUCAAAGAUAGAAGGCUCAGGCAGUGUCAUGUCUACAGCAUGUGGAACUCCUGGUUAUGUGGCUCCUGAGGUAUUGGCACAGAAGCCUUACAGCAAAGCUGUGGAUUGCUGGUCUAUCGGAGUCAUCGCCUACAUCUUAUUGUGUGGCUACCCCCCGUUUUACGAUGAGAAUGACACAAAGCUCUUUGAGCAGAUCCUGAAGGCCGAGUAUGAAUUUGAUUCGCCCUACUGGGAUGACAUCUCAGAAUCAGCCAAAGAUUUCAUUCAGCAUUUGAUGGAGAGGGACUCCAAGAAGCGCUUCACCUGUGAGCAGGCACUACAACACCCAUGGAUCGCUGGAGACACAGCAUUGGAUAAGAACAUCCACCAGUCAGUCAGCGAGCAGAUCAAAAAGAAUUUCGCCAAGAGCAAGUGGAAGCAAGCCUUCAAUGCAACUGCUGUGGUAAGGCAUAUGAGGAAGCUACAACUUGGAACCAGCCAAGAGGGGCAUAGUCAAGCCAUGCAGGAGAGCAAUGGUUCAGCUUCCGGGAGCAGUGAGGAAUCCUUGGGGAAUGGUUCUCACCGUCAGACUCAGGACUGAACGUUCCCCGGCGGACAGAGAAACAGACGGCAGUGCCAGCACCAGCCCACAGCUGGGUGGGCAGUUCCAAGCCCAGCUCUCUCCUGCUGCCACAAGUAGAGCCAGGGAAGGGUCUGGGACUUUCCACCACAUCAUCCCUCCCAGCAAAGUGUGGCUGAGCCCCACUGCAGGGGUCUGGAAGGCUACCCCUGUUAAGUCACACACGCCCGAAUCUGGAAGUGGGGGGCUGAUCAUAAACCACACGCUUCCCUGGAGAUGCUCCUCCCUCCCUUCACCACAGAAUGACCUACUGCUGGCCACAGCCGACAGGAUCUGUCGGUGCCCUGUGCUCACCCCUCAGCCUAAGCCAACAACGAUGUCGUCCUUCUCACCCCAUCCUGUGGAUGGCCAGAUCUUGGAAAGAAACACCCAGGACUGGGGGGCUUUGCAGCAGCUGCUCAAGGUAAAGGGGGAUCUCCACACAAUCGUGGAGGUUGAAGAUGCCAAAAAGAAAAAAAAGUGCUAGUCAAGUUUCCUUGUCAACCUACGUGCUCCAGACAACAAGCAAACCACAAUGGAGGAACAGAUACUCCCAAUGAAAGGGCCGGCAGAGCUUAAAAGGCGCUCCCGUUGACGCAAAUCACAUGCUACAGGGGGCAGUGAAGCUGCUUUGUUUACAGAGCGCGCGGCUGCUGUAGCUUGUAGCCGUUUGCAAGCUCCUCCAGGUAGGAGGGUUGCGCAUUUCUGCUGCCAAGAAAGCCGGAGCUAGACUGAAGGGACACGGCUUUGCUGGAACCAGCUGUGCCUCUUCCCAAGUCAUUUAGCUGUCAAAUGGUGAAGACAGGUAAUUUCUUUAAGAGUGGUGGCUUUUAUGUGCCCUCAGCCCACAUGUACAAUUUCUCUUCUAUCUUGGGGAGGGUGGCAAAUGGUUCUGCAGAGUUUCAGCGUGGUUCAGGCUGAACUCGGGGAGUGGAGGGAGGAAGCCAACUGCGGCAGGCACCUCAUGGCUAUUGGCCAUCUCCAGAGCAGUUUUGCAACUCUUUUUAAAACAUUUGUGAUUAUUAUUAUUAUUUGGUAAGGGGAAAAGUGAGCAUACAUCCAUAAACGCAUGUAUGUCUCUUUCAACUUUCUUUUUAAAAGUUGGGCAGCCCGCGUGAAAUAGAAAGGGAGGGCUAGACUGAGGCUUGGCACAUCUCCUCGGCAGGGGAAGCAAGUUGGCAACCCUGUGUUCAACUUGCUAGCCGGCAUGUUUCCGACGGCAGUUGCAAAGGCUUGAUCACACUUUGGGUGAAGAUCCCACUGACUUUGCUCUUAAAAAUCUUUGCCUGUCUUCACCCAGUCUUGCCCUGGCACCACCAGGAUUCUUCCUGUUGUCCGGCCUCCCCUUUGCUCACCUGCCUGAUCUUGAAGCCCACAGCUCCUCUUUUUGCUCUGUUGUCCUCUCCCACCACCCUCUUGGUUCAAGAGGAACUUUCUAACUUGAAGUUUCUAUUUUGUUGCUUGUUCUUGUAUUAAAAAGGAAGGAAGUGCA
Messenger RNA from Elgaria multicarinata webbii, 2793 nucleotides. RefSeq names its product calcium/calmodulin dependent protein kinase I (gene CAMK1). Gene Ontology annotation, cellular component: intracellular anatomical structure. NCBI's taxonomy places the organism in Eukaryota, Metazoa, Chordata, Lepidosauria, Squamata, Anguidae. The transcript is spliced from 12 exons. The coding region runs from base 207 to 1283 and encodes 358 amino acids. Gene Ontology annotation, biological process: peptidyl-serine phosphorylation. Gene Ontology annotation, molecular function: calcium/calmodulin-dependent protein kinase activity; ATP binding; calmodulin binding. The record is from RefSeq and is a predicted model, not a curated record.